AUGAAUACUGAUGGUAUAGAUGCUGGCAUUGAAAAACCUACUGAGACAGAGAUACCAGUAGUUGAGCACACUGAGAAAUCGACAGAGGCUAAGAUUUCAAAGAAAGGGAAAAUGGCAGAUGGCAAAGAAGAUACAGUUGGAGAAGAUGAAGAUAUGGAGGAGUUGGAACUUCCUCAAGAUGUUGGAAUCACUCAUAAUACAUUGUUUGUAACCCCAAAUCUUCGCAUGCGGCUGCAGGGCAAUCUGCAGGAAAGACUGUCAAACUUUAACGGUAGUAGGAGGGCCGACCCCACCAUUGACGGGCAUUUCCGCAAGCAUCUGAGCUCCCUCUGCAGUCGGCAGGCAGAUCCAGCGGUGGCCUUGGACAAUGGCAGCGCGUCUUCAUUCGAUUCCCACUACUACAGAAAUUUGGAAAGCGGAAAAGGGCUUCUGUAUGUCGACCAGGCGUUAAUGGCGGCGCCCGUCACCAGCAGCAUAGUCGACUUGUACGCUUCCAAUCAGGAGCUCUUCUACCGUGAUUUCUCACUCGCCAUGGUCAAACUUUUCAACCUGAAUGUGCUCACAGGAAAACAGGAGCAGAUAAGAAAAGAGUGCUCUAAGCUUGUCAAUGGCAGCGGGAGGUCAAGAAAGCCCGUCAUUGGCAAAUUGAAGCUGCUCUGGUACAGCCUCACGCCCGCUUCCAGUCGCUCGUCGAGCAACCCAUCGUCUGCCCCUGCAUUGGCUUCUAUGUGGCCCACCCUCUAUAGUUGA
This is a messenger RNA of Cryptomeria japonica (Japanese cedar), 750 nucleotides long. RefSeq names its product peroxidase 35-like. The record is from RefSeq and is a predicted model, not a curated record. Lineage: Eukaryota; Viridiplantae; Streptophyta; Pinopsida; Cupressales; Cupressaceae. The coding region runs from base 1 to 750 and encodes 249 amino acids. The transcript has 5 exons. Gene Ontology annotation, molecular function: heme binding; peroxidase activity. Gene Ontology annotation, biological process: response to oxidative stress.